ACAAGUCAAACAUUAAAAAAAAACUGAAAAGAACGAUUGAUAGACAUGAUUGACAUGUGCUAUGGGCAUCGAAACCAAACACAAUUUACCGAUGUGUCCAUUGUUAAGGCUAGGAGUCUGUUGGAGUUAGUUUACUUUCUGAAGAAAACAUUGGCAAGACAUUGUGGUGGAAGAGAGAUUUCAAGUGCAGAUAUGUCUUAUAUUCCUCCACAUAAGCGACAUUCAAAGGAUCCAAACAGACCUUCCCCUGUUCCAGAUUCUCUCGUUACAAAAUUCAAGAACAACCAUGACUACAAGAGUACCAAUGAUAAAAUCAACCGUGUUACUUGUUCAGAAAAUUUCAUUUCCAAAUGGCUUCUUGUUGGUUCUAAUGGAAUCAAGGAUGAGCUUCCUGCAUCCGUUGAUCUUGUACCCUUUUCCUCGGAUUCUGCUGAAUGCAGAGAUGGAGAACGGCCUUUAGUACUGAUGAACAACGACUCCCAAAAAGUGAGCGAGCAAGAAGAGAGAACACAGUGGCUGUUAAUAGCAGAGAAGGUGGAAGAGGAUCUUGUGUUGGCAUAUGAGCGAGCUAAGACUUCGGUAGAAGAGAAUCAACAUGUAUUGAGAUUGGUUGCUAGGUUUGGUAAAAUUCUCUUCUACAAGAGGAAACCUGGUCCUCUAGCUGAAUUCUCACAGAAAAACUUGAAGAAGAUGUUCUCUACAGAUGUCCCAACUUCUAACUUGCAACACAUAAUGUCUAAUGUGGUACCAAACCAUGGAUUCUCUAUUGAUUUGGAAAAGGAAACAUACACUGUGAAGGUAUCGCAUAAUACUCGCCCCACUGAAACUAUCAACUGUAAGUGUACCUUUAAGGAAAAUGGAAGGCUAAGUAUGUACAAGGCCGAGCUUGACGUUGUAAGGCAUUUGGUUGUUGAUAUGUCAUGCAUUGAUAAGAGUGUCGACAUGAGGCUGAUGCUAGCUGCCAAAAGGAAAAUGACUGCUCUCACCGAGAAAGAGAUAAGUGACAUUAAAGAGCUACUGGAUUCAGCAACUGUUGAUCCAAAUGUGAAAGGCGGUUUAAGGUGGCCGUUUGGUAAAUCUUCAUCUGGAGAUGGAUACAGAAUAUUUGAAGUUUGUCACGUUAGAGCUACUAUCUACAAGAACCAGACUCUCAGGCUUAGGGUUAGAGAGACUGAUAGGUUCAAUGAAAGGACUGGAACAGGAGCAGUCAAGAGGGAGGUGACUCUAGUACUUAAAGAUGUCAACACUAAGUUACAGGAGCAGAACAUUGAGAGGGGUUGUGUUUUGGAAAUGCUUCGAGUUACUCUUGGAACCUUAUGGGACUUCAUGCAUUGUGAUGCAUCUCUUACAUAAUAUUAAAGAACCGUGUGGUGUUGCUAAUACUAUUGGGUUUCUCUUUUACUUUCUCCUGCUUUUAGUACAAUAACAAUGUUAAGGGGUAUUAAGGGUUGAGCUUGCGUGUGAAAGAAGAGAUAAAAUAAGUAGAAGUUGUGCGUUUGCUGCACCUAAUUUCAUGUAUGCAUGACUCAGUUAAUCAGUUUCAAACUACAAACAAAGAUUGCAUUGUAUUUGUAUUAGACAUGAAAUAUAAGAAAAUAAGGUUGUAUAA
This is a messenger RNA of Raphanus sativus (radish), 1609 nucleotides long. RefSeq lists its product as uncharacterized. The coding region runs from base 46 to 1353 and encodes 435 amino acids. The record is from RefSeq and is a predicted model, not a curated record. The transcript is spliced from 7 exons. Lineage: Eukaryota; Viridiplantae; Streptophyta; Magnoliopsida; Brassicales; Brassicaceae.